AUGAGUUAUACUUCACGAAUAACAGAUGAUGUUGUCAGGAUAUGCUGGAAUAAUACGGUGCUGAUGUCAGCUAAUAAGGAAUAUAUCAAUAUGUAUCAAGUAUUUGAUUUUAUCCAGGAACUUCAGGUGUUUUUAUCAGUUAAAACCUUGCUUAAUAUGGAAGAAUUACAGAUGUUAAAGGAUAUGGCAGAAAGAUCACCUACUUCGAAGCUUCAUAAAGUUGAAUUGAGCAAGUUUUUAAGUAAAUUAGUGCUGGCGCCGAAUUUAGAAGUAUUUUUGAGAGAACGAUCAGGCAUAACAUCACUGGAAUUACAAAGAAUGAUCCGAAAUCAUGAGAGAUCCAAGGUAUACGAUGAUUCCAUCAGGCUUCAAGCUUCUUUUAGAAAGCCAUUAUCGCCCUAUAGCACAGAACGAGCUAGUAAAAGGGACUUUCCUACGAAACCAAUAAAUUCAGCACCAUUAUAUAACGAUUUAACAGACAAAACCAAUUAUUCAAGCCGAAGAAACCCAACAUCAACCAGACAUGAUUUCAAAUCGAUCAUAUCGCCACCAAUUUCUCCGGUCAAGCUAAGUUCAAGGUUAAGAUCAAGAGAUGCAACGGAAACAAAUGUAUUUAACAACAAUAGAGAGUUGAAUGAACUUCGAAGAUUAUUGAAAAUCAAAGAUCAGCAGAUCAAUGAACGAGAGAAGCAAAUCGAAAUGAUUUCAGAUGAAAAUAGUCGUCUUAGUUUAGAAAAUAGACGGCAGAAAUCCAAGCUUAUGGAAUUUGAUAAUAAUAAAUUAAAUUUGACCAAAUAUAUUGAAGCUCUUGAAUCACAAUUAGAAAAUAAACGGUAUAAUAAGAAUCCAAAUGAUCAAAAUGAAAGGCUUAUGAUCAAAGAACUUAUAAAUAAGAAUUCACAGCAAGAAAUAUGGAUUAAAGAACUCGAAAUAGUAUGUGAAAAGUACCAAGGAGAUAUUAAGAAAUUUACCAAACAAGAUGAAUCUAAUCAAAAAUUAACCCUAGAGUUGAACCAAAGUUUGAUCAGACAAAAAGAUUUAAUAGAUGGAUUAAAGGCUAAAUUAGAGCUCAAGCCAUCUUUUAAUAAUGGAAAGAGUGAAAAGCUUGAAAAAUUCUUACGAAAUCUUCCAUUCAUCAAACAAUUUUACAUUUAUCAUAAGUACCAACGAGAACAUAAGAAUUUUGGAAUGAUAUUUAUCAAUUCGAUAACAUUGCUAUUCACAACUAUCAUCAUAUUGAAUAUGUUCAAGUUAUUGUUAUACAUUACAGUAUCAUUCAAGACAAUUGGAGGAAAUAACGAUAACUUACUUGACUAUGUCUAUGAAGAAGAGAAAAGAUCAAUUUGGUCAACCGAGUAUUCAGAACCAAAAAUUGAAGGAUGGAAACAAAUACCGUGGUUAGAGUAUAUAGCUUAUAGAAUUCAAGAUUGGUUAUAUGAAUAG
Molecule: messenger RNA, 1443 nt
Organism: Hyphopichia burtonii NRRL Y-1933
Lineage: Eukaryota; Fungi; Ascomycota; Pichiomycetes; Serinales; Debaryomycetaceae
Exons: 1
Coding region: 1-1443 (480 amino acids)
Source: RefSeq, a predicted model, not a curated record